This is a messenger RNA of Daucus carota subsp. sativus, 2721 nucleotides long. RefSeq names its product diphthine--ammonia ligase. The transcript is spliced from 12 exons. Gene Ontology annotation, biological process: protein histidyl modification to diphthamide. Gene Ontology annotation, molecular function: diphthine-ammonia ligase activity. The coding region runs from base 240 to 2501 and encodes 753 amino acids. NCBI's taxonomy places the organism in Eukaryota, Viridiplantae, Streptophyta, Magnoliopsida, Apiales, Apiaceae. The record is from RefSeq and is a predicted model, not a curated record.
GCAGUGCUUUGUACUUGUUGAGCUUCACCAGUUAUUAACCUCAGUCACUCUGUUUCUAAUUCCUAAAUUCCAUCACCUACGAUAUUGAGGGCAGAGAAUCAUCAGAAGGGAUUAGAGAGAGAAAGAAAGGCGGGGAGGAGAGAGAGGGGGAGGAAGAGAGGAGAGGGAGAGAGAGGAGGAGACAAAGAGGGAGAGAGAGAGAGAGAGAGAGAGGAGAAGAGAGGGAGAUAGAUAGAGAGAUGAAAGUAGUUGGAUUAAUUAGCGGCGGCAAAGAUAGCUGCUUUGCUAUGAUGAAAUGCGUUCAAUACGGUCAUGAGAUUGUUGCUUUGGCCAAUUUGAUGCCUGCUGAUGAUUCUGUCGACGAACUCGAUAGCUACAUGUAUCAAACUGUUGGGCAUCAAAUAGUUGUCAGCUAUUCUAAAUGCAUGGGAGUCCCUUUAUUUCGAAGAAAAAUUCAGGGAUCCACAAGGCAUCAUGAGCUUAGCUACAAUAUGACUGUCGGUGAUGAGGUAGAAGAUAUGUUUAUCUUGUUAAAGGAAGUUAAGCAUCAGAUACCGUCUAUAACAGGAGUGUCCUCAGGUGCUAUUGCUUCUGAUUAUCAAAGGCUAAGGGUGGAAAGUGUAUGUUCACGGUUAGGACUCAUUUCUUUGGCAUAUUUAUGGAAGGAAGAUCAGUCCUUGCUUCUUCAAGAGAUGAUAAAAGCUGGGAUUGUUGCUAUUACUGUAAAGGUUGCAGCCAUCGGAUUGAAUCCGUCAAAGCACUUGGGCAAAGAACUGUCAGAGCUAAGCUCCCAUCUACAUAAGUUAAAAGAGUUGUAUGGCAUAAAUGUAUGUGGUGAAGGAGGGGAGUAUGAAACACUAACACUUGACUGUCCCCUCUUUAAAAAUGCUAGGCUGUUGCUAGAUGAAUAUCAAAUUGUAUUGCACUCUUCAGAUUCCAUAGCUCCUGUUGGGAUCCUUCACCCUUCAGGAUUUCAUGUGGAACAGAAGUUAAAAGGAGAACAAGUAAAUGAGUCAGAGGGCUAUAACAGAGCCAAUGGUGUCUCUCCCGAGUCAGUGGAUUCAGUAUACGAGGUUCAAGGAGACUGCACACAAAGUUCGGAUGCUGACUGUAGAGUUACUGAUAAGAUCUUUGAUUCUGUUACACAAGAGCAUCGUACAUUCAAUAUAUCAGAAAUGGUAAAUGAUAAUAUGCACUCAAUUUCAUGCUCGCUGCAAAACUUGCACGGAACGUUAGGAGAUUUGCAAGAGGAUUUGAAAAUUGUUCUAAUGAGAAUCGAAUCACAACUUGUGCAAAUCGGUUGCUCAUGGAACGAGGUACUCUAUAUACAUAUGUACAUUGAUGAUAUGGAUAAUUUCUCAGUUGCAAAUGAAACAUAUGUUAAAUUCAUUACCCAAGAGAAAUGUGUCUCUGGUGUACCAUCACGGAGUACAGUUGAAUUGCCUUUGUCACAAGUUGGUUUGGGGGCAGCCUACGUUGAAGUUCUGGUAGCAAAAAAUCAAUGCAAAAAGGUUUUGCAUGUGCAAAGCAUAUCCUGCUGGGCUCCCAGUUGCAUAGGACCCUAUAGUCAGGCAACCUUGCACAAGGAGAUUCUUUACAUGGCUGGGCAAUUGGGGCUUGACCCACCUACAAUGUUAAUCUGUGAGGGAGGGGCUACUGCUGAGCUUGGAAAAGCACUGGAAAACAGUGAAGCGGUAGCAAAUUGCUUUACUUCUUCAAUAAUUACCUCUGCCAUUCUCUUCACCAUCUACUGUUCAACAGCUAUACCUACAUCAGAUAGAAUCAAAAUACAAGAAAAGCUGGAUAUGGACCUCAAUCGGAUGAAGUUACACAACUUAAAUACUGGCAAGUUAUGUACAGUGAUGAAUCCCAUUUUUUUGUUUGUCCUUGUACCUGAUCUGCCGAAAAGAGCCUUUGUGGAAGUGAAGCCUAUGCUUUAUGUUGCUGAUAGUGCUGAACCUGAGGAAGUUGUGACUGAUGAAAUCGUACCAGAUGACAUCUCAUUAGAAGUGACUCAAAAUUAUUGGGGAUUUCAGAAUAAUGAUUGGCAUGACUUUGGCAUUCAGAAUUGUAUUGUUCCUGGGAAAAUAUGUGCAGUUGUUCUCUCUGUUACUGAUGAACUCGUUGUGAAGAUAUGUUCCAGCAGUGCUACAGAUGCUGUUCAUGAUGGCAUAGGCCAGCAAUGUUGUAUCAGUGUGCGACAGCUGGAAAUAAUUGCAAGGUUUUGCCUUUAUCGUCUCGAUAAAACUCUUUUGAUGAACCAUUUCUCUUGGGACGAUGUAAUGUAUUUGAGGCUAUAUUUUCCCACAAGCCUCAAUAUGUCCCAUGAUAUUUUAUCACAAGUCUUCAUGGGUGCAUUUAAUGAGCUUGCAGAAUCAAGUCCAAGGAUUAACAUCAAGGAGAAGCCCAUUUUUAGCUUGGUCCCCGUCUUAGGAGCGGGAAAGUCCGCUGUUUCUCUUGAUGAUGUUUGUACCUGUGAGCUUUUUGCUCGUAAACCUUAAUCAUCUCACCAUUGGUGUCGUCCUAUCUACAUUAGUAAAAUCUGGGAAAUUCGCCACAAUAGAACUAGUAAAAUAUCACUACAGAUAGAGAGCAGAAGUUGUUAUGUAUACAAUAAUUUAAUUGUUGUAAGUUUGCUGUAUUUGGUUUCAGAUCAGUUUUAUGUGCGUCUAAGACCGAAUCUGAAUAUCUGAUCCAAAUAUGAAAAUGUACUUUAAUUGA